Molecule: messenger RNA, 5409 nt
Organism: Scleropages formosus (Asian bonytongue)
Lineage: Eukaryota; Metazoa; Chordata; Actinopteri; Osteoglossiformes; Osteoglossidae
Gene: slc8b1
Product: solute carrier family 8 member B1
Exons: 15
Coding region: 1754-3436 (560 amino acids)
Biological process (GO): intracellular calcium ion homeostasis; calcium export from the mitochondrion
Cellular component (GO): membrane
Molecular function (GO): calcium:sodium antiporter activity
Source: RefSeq, a predicted model, not a curated record
ACAUCAAAAUAAUUUAAUUUAGACAUUCAUUUAAAUUCAGUAAUAUGAUUUAUAACUGUUUUUUUGUCCGUAUGAUUCAUUCAGUGACCAGGUCAAAAGAUGUUGAUGUGAGAACACCAGUUGCAGGAUUUUAAAAGAAACAAUUUGGACGCAAACACAGUCACUGUUCAGCUUUCGGUCUGUCUGCAAGCUGCUAUACAGACAGCUGAGUAAAAACACAGUAAAAAACAUUAAAACUGUUUCCAGGUGACAGGAGGCUUUCAGUGCUUCUGUGUGUUUCCUCUUGUGUGUUUGCACUGCUGCUGGUUUGUUCCCAAACAUCACACUCCUUUCAAAUGGCUGCUGUAAUACCGGCCCAUAUUGAAAAAGUUAGUUUAAAUAGAGUAAAAGUGUUACGGUUAAAAACCUGAAGAGAAAUACUGUGCUCCACUGCUCCGGCUGCACGAAAAGGAGGCCUCUCUUGAUCUGUUUUUUCUUUGAGAAACAAACUAAAAGAGCACUGAGCAGUAAAGCACUUCCUCAAAACGACAAGUGCACAGUUUGAAGCUCAAGCUGUUCUGGAACAACAGGUUCAAAACUAAGGCUUACAAACACCAAGGAGUAAAUAAGAGUUUACAAAGAGGGCACUUUGCUCUUACAGAAUACAGGGUUCUUCCCAAGGAGAAAAGCUCCUUUGCUUCUUCAGCCGUUGCUCAAACUAUUUUAAAAUAUUAAUUAAAAAAAAAGUGGUAAAGAUAAUCAGUUAAUGAAAAUAUAAAGAAAACAGCGAGAUGAUUUUUUUUCUUUUGAAUUUUUGUUACAGAUGUUACAUCAAACCUCGGCGUUACUGCAGUCAUGCGUAAAACAGCUUCUGUUCUGCUGUUUGGUGACAUAUUUUCAGUCCGGGAACCAAUGAUCGAUUUGCAUAAGAAACAGACUGAUAACUGGACCCCUCCCUCGAAAUGGAAAUUCGGAGAACCUGGUACCGUUUCGCCGAGCGCGUGUACCCCGUUAUGGGAGUAAUACGUGCGUUCUCUGUCACCGUUCACGGGUCUGACUCGAGUGUCGCCCGCUCGCGCUCAAAGACCCGGGAUCGCGCUCCUCGCGUCGUCGCGGUUCGCUUUAAGGGGGAGGAGCCACGCGGAGCCCGCAGCGAGGCGUCGUGAGGCGUCGUGACUCGUUCUUUCGGAAGUGGAGGAAGAGCUCGGAGUUGAGCCGCGGCCCCCGCGGACGGACGGCUGGAUCGGAGGACCCCGGGGACUGAGCGCGAGCCUUCGGGAAGCGGCCGCAUCGAGAACGCGCCUGCAGGGACGCGCGCGGGGCGCCGCACAUGAACACAAACAAGUCAAGUGUGGGAACACGUGUAGACACAUCGGAGCUCUGGGAAGAGGAGGCGCUCGGCGGAGGUUUUUCGCUUCGUGUUUCACCAGCUGUUACACUGUGUGUUUACACUGUUUACGCUGUUGUCGGGCUGCGCGCAAAGAGCGAGAUCAUCACACGGACGAAUCGCAGAGUGAAAGUGACUGAUUGGCUGCUGCUCUUUCAUUACAGAGACAUGAUGAUUGAUUGUUGCGCUGGUAAGAGAGUGUAACCGGUGGCUCUCUAUAAUAAGUUACCUCUCCUUCCUUCCUUCCUUCCUUCCUUGUCCCUCUUUUCCAGCCCGCGCGAUGGACUAAGGCGCUAUGCCGGGAGCGCGCGCCCCCGCGUCCUCGCUCUCCUGCCGCGGCGCUCGUCUCGUUCCCUCGGUUGAACCCGCCGCGUCCCCGCGGUCGUCAUGUCCUACAGCACGGCGGCCUCCUCCUGGGAGGACAUGUCCACGGUCCAAGUGCAGGGGGCGGCCGACGAGUGUCACCUGGUGAUGAAGCUGAACGGCAGCCAGCGCUGCCUCUUCAUCCUGAACACCCCCGACUGCUCCCAGGAGGACGGCUUCAUCAGCUACCUGAGGGUGGCCUUCUGUUCGUUCCCGGCUCACCUCUUCCCCCUCGCCAUCUUCCUCUAUGCUCUUUGGCUUCUCCUCCUGUUUAUGGCCCUUGGACUCACGGCGUCGAAGUUUUUCUGCCCCAACCUGUCAGCAAUAUCUGCCACCCUGCGACUGACGCACAACGUGGCUGGAGUGACCUUCCUGGCUCUGGGAAAUGGGGCACCGGAUGUAUUCAGCGCAGUGGCUGCGUUCUCGCACCCGCACACAGCAGGCCUGGCCAUCGGGGCGCUUUUUGGAGCGGGGAUCUUUGUUACGACUGUCGUCGCAGGCGGCGUGGCCCUGGUCAAGCCCUUCACGGUGGCCUCCCGGCCCUUCCUGCGGGACGUCAUCUUUUACAUGUGCGCCGUCUUCUGGACCUUCGUCAUCCUCUUCAAGGGACAGAUGACCCUGGGAGAGACGCUGGGAUACAUCAGCCUGUACGUACUCUACGUCCUCACGGUCAUCAUCAGCGCUUAUAUCUACAACCGUCAGAAGCGCUUCAUCAACGGGCCCUUGCAGAACAGCCCCGCUCACGUACCGGCCUUGCAUUCGGAAUCCGAUGACGAAAGCCCAGGUUACACUCCGUCGUCGAGCAUCCAGGGCUGCGAGAGCGAGUACCAGCCCUUGCUGCCCUACACGGAGUCCACCACCCAGAUCUUCCUCGGCUCCCUCAACCCAGUGGACGGCAGGAAGUGGAGGAGGAAGCCCUGGUACUGGAGGGCCUUAAAAGUGGUGAAAAUUCCCAUGGAGGUGCUGCUGGUGCUCACCGUGCCCGUGGUGGACCCCGACAAAGAGGACCGCAACUGGAGAAGACCUCUCAACUGUCUGCAUCUUCUCACGGGGCCGCUGGUGUGCGUGCUCACCUUCAACUCGGGAAAGUACGGCCUCUUCUACAUCCAGGGCGAGUUCCCGGUCUGGGCGUUAACUCUCGCCGUCGGCUCCUUCCUCGGCCUCAUCGUCUUCUGCAGCACCGUCAACGACCGUCCCCCCAGAUACCACUUUCUCUUUGCCCUGCUGGGCUUCCUGGUGAGCGCCAUGUGGAUCAACACGGCCGCGUCGGAGGUGGUCAGCCUGCUGCGCACGCUCGGAGUGGUCUUCAGUCUCAGCAACACGGUGCUGGGCCUCACGCUGCUGGCCUGGGGCAACAGCAUCGGAGACUGCUUCUCUGACAUCACCAUCGCACGCCAGGGGUAUCCGCGCAUGGCCAUCUCCGCCUGCUUUGGGGGCAUCAUCUUCAAUAUGGUUUUUGGCGUGGGGCUCGGCUGCUUGCUGCAAAUGUUCACGCACGACAACGUGGUGAAGCUGGAGCCCGAGGGGCUCCUCGGAUGGGUGCUGGCGGGGGCCCUGGGCUGCAGCCUGGCCAUCUCCUUCGUGCUCGUCCCGCUGCAGCGCUUCCACCUGAGCCGCGCCUACGGGUUCUUCCUGCUCGUCUUCUACGCCGUCUUCCUCCUGGUGGCGCUGCUCACGGAAUUCGGCAAGAUCCGAAUGGACUGGUGAGCCCCGAAACGGGGCCCCCCCUCCGGAGGAAGGGCCCUCGGUCCGGUCCCCCGUCUGCGUGUCCGAAUUGUUUUCUCGGGGCUCUUUGUGUCUCAGUCAUGCUUUUAAGGUGAGGGUUUUGGGGUUUUAACACUGUUUACCGCUGUAAAUGUUUUCGGUGUUAUUUCAGUCGACCGUGAAAAUAGGGUAUAUUUUUUUUUAUGCAAUCAUUUAUUAAAAUUUUAUGAUUUUACUGUUUCGGAGGUCCUGUUUUAAAGACCCCCUUCCUGCAUUCGGAGUAGUCAGGCAGUAGGAGUGAAUACCGUAAGUUACGUGUUGACGCUUCAGUGCUCACCGUUUACUUCUCUUAUUUUUCCCACCUAAAAUUGUGCUCCUUAUACCUUUUGAGUUGCUGUUUUGAUCCAGGUCUCACAUUACUGCUAUUUCAUCUUUGGUAGGUAAUUUUAAUUUUUACUCUAUCGAGUUGUCAGUCGUGUUUAAGGUUCCCAAAGCCCCCCCCCACACCCGGUGUGCACACCACUCCGUGCCCUGUUGCGGCAGCUGUAGCCCAAACUGGGGAAUUUGGGUAGAGAAGCACCUCUGUGCUGCUGCCUUCGCUGCUACUUCUUGCCCUUGUGUGAAGGACCCCCCGUGAGGCCCUAUCUGCGGCUUUUCUCCGAACGCACGAACCCACCCCGUGCUCCCGGCACCUUCGCUUUCCACUUAUUCAGCCUUAGCCGUGACCUCAGGGACAGCGCUUCCCGCUCCGCACCGUUGCAGGAUCCCGGUGACCCCGGCGCGUUUCCUCGGACGUUCUGGGCCCCUCGCAACAGGACAGAUUCCAGGGGUCACUGAAAUGAACUCAUUUUUAAGAGUGAUGUGCUUAAAUUCCGCUCGCUCUCCACGCAGGAGUUCCCUUCCAGUCCAUCUGAAUUCUUUACAGGAAUCAGCUGAGGCACCGAAGAGGACAUUAGUGGUCACUUUUGCGGCCCCGUAAAGUAACCGUACCCAGGAAUGGCUUUGACUUGCUGUACAUCUCACUCAGUACUUGUCGUGACUGCAGCGAACGAAAGGAAUCGAGUUCAACCUUUGCGUCUGUGACCUUGUGAUUUUCCUUCGCCGUUCCGACAUUUAAUUACUUGACCACGGCUGGAUUGCUGGUCUCCGAAAUCUCUGUCCAGCUGUGUGGCAACUGUUCUCGAUACUGAGCGUUACUUUGUGGCCGUUUUUAUCGAAAGGCGAAUAAACGCCACCGUUGAUUUGCACCAGGGCUGGAUGUUUCUCAUCACAAGGUGGAACUUGUCAAAGUGUAGUAUUAUCAUUUUGGUUGUUUCCUGAUUCAUGUGAACAUGUGCAUGUAACUCAUCUUACACAAACUCGUUUAUUCCGAGACUUUAAAGGAGGGAAAAUCAGAUUAAUGGGGUGCAAUAGUUUUAUCACCUUUGGGAAAUACUAAUUUUAAGCAAGUGUACUUUACUAGUGUCAGUAUGCAAAUAUUACCAGUCAUUUGGGGUGAAUGUGUCUCCCCCUUGUAUUCUUUGUGUGCGUUAACCCUACUUGUUUUAUAGCAAAUCUUGUGUGUGUACAAUUGUGAUGCAAUUUAAACUACCAUCACUAAAUUACAUAAAUUUAUAUUCAAUAAAGAUGUCUUAUUUUGCGCAUGUGAUUUUUAGCCUAUUUGAUAUGUAAGUAAUAUUUUCCUGUGUAUUUGUUGUUGUAUAUCUUCACUUGUCUAUUUUCCAAGGAGCAAAAACAACCUGCGUUUCCAUGUCCUGCCUUUAGUGGGCAGUAAAACACCCGUCCAAACCACCUUUACAUCUUUGCUUACAGUCCUCUGGGGACUUGUACCUGCUGUAGGCAAUGUUGUUUUGCCCUCCCCCGUUGAGGGUAUCUUUGGGUAGAAGACAGGUGGAGAUGGCAUGGUGGUGAUCAGGGUUUAUAUGUUCAUGAUUGACAGGUGAGCAUAAAUGUGGCUGAUCUAACAUGUGCCCCCC